This is a messenger RNA of Diabrotica balteata, 1049 nucleotides long. NCBI's taxonomy places the organism in Eukaryota, Metazoa, Arthropoda, Insecta, Coleoptera, Chrysomelidae. The record is from the annotation of a GenBank genome assembly.
AUCUCUUUGAAGGAUGUUGCAAUUUGUGUUUGUUUUGUCCGUUUGUUUGGUAGGUGGAACUCUGGCUGGUUACCCAGAUCAUUCUUCUGGAAAUGACAUAGGUAAUACCAACAAUAAUGGAAAUUCUUUCGGGUAUGGUUAUUCUGGGAGUUUUUCAGGUCCAGGUGCUGCUCCCGAAAAUUUCCAAUUUCCUCAGGAAUUAUCUAACUUGUUCAAGACUUUAAAUAAGUAUCAAGAAGACAUAUUUAAAAACUUCCAAGCGCAAGCAGCAGCAGUUCAAAAUAAUUUACAAAGCAGAAGCGGCCUACCUGAUGCGGGAGCGUCUGCUUAUGGAGGUGGAUACGGAGGGUCAUUUAGUACUGGAAAUGGUGGAUCAUUUGGAGGAUCCUUUUCAAGUGGAUAUCCAACUGGAAGUGGUGUUGGAUAUCAAUUUAUCCCAGGGCCUUCUGUAGCUGGCACAUUUACUCCAGAUGCACAAGGCGCCUCCGCUUUUGGAGUUAUUGGACCAGGGGGUAUUCAACAAGGGGCUUCUGUUUUUCCAGAAAACCCUAAUGCUCCCAACGUGAAUGUAAGGUUUUCCUCAGAUCAACCAGAUGGAUUCAAAAGUGUCUAUACGUCAAGUUCCAGCUACACUACGAAUGUGGAUGGAAAGCCUAAAACUGUCCAAAAGUCCUCUACGACUGUGAAUGACAAUGGAAAAGUAACAACGUACGAUGCUCACAAUCCAUAGGAAAAUAAUUUUAUAAAUUAAUGAAAAGCUAAACUUACCUAGUGUCUUGUUAAUAUUUUGUUGGUUUAUUUGAAUUAUUUUUUUUUUAAUCCAGUAUAAUAAAAAUAUCUGUAUAGUUUUAGUAUUUAAAUUAGAAAAUAGGCAAUAUUUUGUGUGUUUAAUAAAAGUGUAUUUCUAAUAAAUAAUUUCCUUUAUAUAUACACUGCACCACAAAAAAAACAGUCAUUGAAUUUUGUAUGCUUACCUGCAUUUGUUAAAUGUAUAACUGUCAAAAUUUGUAAAGAAAUAUUCCAAGAAGUAAAGUACGUGUUUAUUUACG